Molecule: messenger RNA, 474 nt
Organism: Penicillium salamii
Lineage: Eukaryota; Fungi; Ascomycota; Eurotiomycetes; Eurotiales; Aspergillaceae
Source: the annotation of a GenBank genome assembly
AUGGAAGAAAUCUCAAGAGCUUUUUCCGACGUGGAGUGGUCCCCAAUAUUCUCCAUAGAGAAUGGAUUAUUUUCAGCAGCGAUUGACAUAAAUCGGAAGCAGCACGUGCUACAGGACCGACGAUUGGCACUCAAACGCAUCGCUCGUGAAUCGGAAGCAUACGAGAUUGGAACGCAAUGCCAUCGAAAUGUCCUUGGUAUACAUAAGUCAAUGAAAUGGUUUGUCCUCUUAGGAUAUGGUGGAGACAUGUCCCAAAAGAUCUUGGCACCUAGCAGGCCAUUUCUACCGAUUCCGGGAAAUGUCUCAUUAGAAUUGGCGGCAUUCAUCGAGCCACUCGCUCUUGCAUGGCAUGCAGUAAAAAUUUCACCGUUCAAGCCCGGCGACUCAGUGUUAAUUUUAGGCAGUGGCCCUAUCGGACUCGGUGUGGUACAAGUGUUGAAGCUUCACGGCGCCAAGAACGUCCAUGGUAUCUGA